This is a messenger RNA of Anopheles stephensi (Asian malaria mosquito), 6939 nucleotides long. RefSeq names its product vigilin (gene Dp1). The record is from RefSeq and is a predicted model, not a curated record. Gene Ontology annotation, molecular function: mRNA binding. Gene Ontology annotation, cellular component: nucleus; cytoplasm. Lineage: Eukaryota; Metazoa; Arthropoda; Insecta; Diptera; Culicidae. The coding region runs from base 339 to 4250 and encodes 1303 amino acids. The transcript is spliced from 5 exons.
AAACCCCGGUGAUGGUGGUGAAACUAGUGGCAGCGAACGCGAACAAGAAGAUCGGUCCGUGUUCUUCUGCCACAUCCUCACCGCCGUGCCGAUAUUGUGCGCCGUCCGCUAACCGGGUGCAAAAGUGACACCACACCGCGUGUUAGACCCGUGUAUCUUCCGUUCGCCCGUUUUUUUUUCCCGGUCAAAGCCAAGUGCAGCAAACUGGAGUCUCUAACGAGAACAACCCCCAUCUAAUCCCGGAUCUUUGAUAAACGCAGUACAUUGUACUGUAAAGACUUGCAGCGAAAUAGGACUUUUCUUUCCAAGCAGUAGCAACAAGCGGGCAGGCAGUAAGGAUGGAGGAUUCAACAAACCCGAUGGCAGGAUUGGAUCAGCAGCAGCAGCAGCAGCAGUUGGUAGCCGGUAACGCGGGCUACGAGAACAACGUAUCGGCCCCGGCACCGGCACCCUGCUACGACGAUCUGUUCCCGGCACUGCCGGAAAGUGAACCGCCACGCUUCAACAGCACCCUGUCGCCGUCCACGCAGAACAUGCGCGUCGGCAGCUCGAUCGUGACCCAGGUGUUUAUCGUGGCGUCCGGCGAGCGCAAGUACGACUCGGACAAGUUCGGCGAGGGCGAGUCGCUGCGCACGUGUCAAUCGAUCAUGAAGGAAACGAAUGCACACAUCGAGAUCUCGAGCGGCAAGGACCAGUCGCUGACGUUCCUGGUGACGGGCAAGGUGCACGAGGUGGUCGAGGCGCGCCGCAAAAUUCUGGUACACUUCCAGACGCAGGCCAGCAAGACGAUCAACAUCCCGCGCGACCACCACCGCUGGAUCCUGGGCAAGCGGGGCGACCGGUUGCGCGAGCUGGAACGCACGACCGCGACCAAGAUCAAUGUGCCGCGCAUCAACGACGAGUCGGACGCGAUCACCAUCCUCGGCACGAAGGACGGCAUCGAGAAGGCGGAGCACGAGAUCCGCACCAUGUCGGACGAGCAGUCGCGCAAAGCGUUCGAGCGGUUCAACGUGCCGAAGAUCUACCACCCGUUCAUACUCGGUGCGUACGGCGAGAAUCUGGCGAAGAUGAUGGAGGAAACGGGCGCCAAGAUUAACGUGCCGCCACAGUCGGUGCAGAAGGACGAGAUCAUGAUCACCGGCGAGAAGGAGGGUGUGCUGGCGGCGAAGGCACGCAUCGAGGCCAUCUACAAGGAGAUGGAGAAGAAGUGCACGUCGGUCGGGGUUGAGGUGAUGCGCGCGCAGCACCGUUACGUGUACGGGCCGCGCGGGUCCACCAUCCAGGAGAUUCUGCAGACGACGGGCGUGUCGGUGGAGAUGCCGCCGAGCGAUUCGCCCAGCGAUACGAUCACGCUGCGCGGCCCGCAGGACAAGAUGGGCAACGCGCUGAACGUGGUGUACCAGAAGGCGCACUCGAUCCGCACGGAGGUGCUCGAGUGCCCGCAGUGGAUCCACAAGUACAUCAUCGGGCGCGAAGGUGGCCAUAUCAAGGAGUUCUCCGUCCAGCAUCCAAACGUGCACGUGGAGUUUAGCGAGGACAAAAUCAAGAUCGACGGUCCGCCGGAACAGGUCGUGAUCGCGUCCGAGGAGCUGCAGAAGAUGGUGAACGAUCUGACCGGGCGACUGCGGCUGGCCGAGAUGGUGGUCGAUCCGGUGCACUGCAAGCACAUCAUCGGCAAGGCGGGCUCGAACAUUAACCGCAUGAAGGAGGAGUACGACGUGCAGAUCAACAUCGACGAGAAGAGCGCCAAACCGAUCCGCAUCGAGGGCCCGGCCGAGGGGGUGGCCAAGGCGCAGCAGGAGCUGCUGGAGAAGAUUGCCAAGUGGGAGAACGAGAAGGAGGAGCAGAUCAUCAUCGAUCACCGGCUGUUCAAGACGAUCAUCGGUACGAAGGGUGAAACGAUUCGCGAGAUUCGCGAAAAGCACAACAACGUGCAGAUCGUGUUUCCGGGCCCGAACGACAAGUCGGACAUCGUGAAGAUCCGCGGCAUGAAGGAGGACGUCGACCGGUGCCACAAGUAUCUGACGCAAUACGUGAAGGAGCUCCAGAAGAACUCGUUCGUGCUGGAGGUGCCCGUUUUCAAGCAGUUCUUCAAGUACAUCGUCGGCAAGGGCGGUGUCAACAUCAAGAAGAUCCGGGAGGAGACGCAGACCAAGAUCGAUUUGCCGGCCGAGAGCGAUACGCGGGAGGUGAUCGUGAUUACGGGCAAGAAGGAGAACGUGUACGACGCGCGCGACCGCAUCCAGAAGAUCCAGAACGAGAUGGGAAACAUCGUGUCGGAGGAGGUGACGAUUCCGGCCAAGCAUCAUCUGGCGCUGAGCCGAACGGGCGGCAUGCUGCUCAACUCGAUCAUGGAGGACUGUGGCGGCGUGUCGAUCAAGUUCCCGAAUGCGGACGCAAAGAGCGAUAAGGUGGUGAUCCGCGGACCGAAGGAGGACGUCGAUCGGGCCAAGGUGCAGCUGCUCGAGCUGGCCAACGAGAAGGAGCUGUCGUCGUACUCGGUGCAGAUUCGGGCCAAGGCACAGCACCACAAGUAUCUGAUCGGCAAGAACGGUGCUUCCAUUAGGAAGAUUCGUGACAAGACCGGUGCACGCGUUAUCUUCCCAGGUGUCAACGACACGGACAAUGAGGUCAUCACGAUCAUCGGCAAGAAGGAGCAGGUGGAGGAGGCACAGGCCGACCUGGAAGCAUUUAUCAAGAGCAUCGAUAACAUCGUCGAGGACGAAAUUAUUGUUCUGCCGAAGUACCACAAGCACUUCAUCUCCAACCGUGGCAAGGUGCUGCAUCGCAUCGAGGAGGAGUGCGGCGGCAUGUCCAUCUCGUUCCCGCGCAUGGACCGUGAUGAUCGCAACGAUCGUGUCAAGCUGAAGGGCCCGAAGGACUGCAUCGAGCCGGCCAAGCAACGCAUCCUGGAGAUCGUGCAGGAGCUCGAAUCGAUGGUGACGAUCGAUUGUUACAUUCCCGCACGCCACCAUCGCAUUAUGAUGCGCCGGGGCGGCUCGUUGGUCCAGGCCAUUACGUCCGAGUUUGGUGUUAACAUCCGGUUCCCGGAGCGUGGCACCUCCAACGUCGAUAUGGCAGCACCAGCACCGGCCCCGGUCAUCGAUCCGGCACAGCAGCAGCAACAGAACGGUAACGGUGAGGCGACGACGCAGGUUGCGGAAAAUGCCACCGCCGAUGGUAGUGGCGAGGUGGUGAACGGUGGCGGUGCUGAGCAAACCGAACCCGUGCAGCGUCCGUCCGAUCUGGUGCGAAUCAGCGGCAACAAGGAAAAGUGUGAGCUGGCCAAGGAAGCACUGCUGGCGCUGGUGCCGCUGACCGAGGAAAUCAACGUGCCGUGCGAUCUGCACCGUUCGCUGAUCGGACAGAAGGGCCGUGACGUGAAGGAGCUGAUGAACACGUACGAUGUGCACAUCGAGAUGUCGCCGCAGGACAAGAAGCUGGACAUCAUCAAGGUGACGGGCACGAAGAAGGCCAUCGCCGAGGCGAAGGAAGCGAUUGCCGAGCGUAUCAAGCACCUGGAGGCGGACCGUAAGGAUCGCGAGCUGCGCUCGUUCGAGGUGAAGCUGGAGGUGGACCCGGUGUACCACCAGAAAAUCAUUGGCCGCCGGGGCGUGGUCAUCAACAAGAUCCGGGCCAAUCACGACGUGCAGAUUACCUUCCCGAAGCAGGACGACCCGCAGAACAGCAUCAUCACGAUUCAGGGCUACGAGGAGAAGGCACUGGCGGCGCGGGACGAAAUCCUCGCCAUGGUCGACACGCUCAGCUCGGUGUACAAGGAGGAGAUUCAUCUGGACGAGCGCGUGCACCGACGCUUCAUCGGGUUCCGGGGCAAGCGGCUGCGCGAGAUUAAGGAGCAGUUCGGCGUGGACAUUACCUUCCCGCGGAUGGACGAUGCGGACAAGUCGCUGGUCAUACUGGCCGGCACACCGGACAACGUGGAGGCUUGCCGCGACUAUCUGCUCAACCUGGAGGAAGAGUUCCUGCAGGACGUGUCGGCGGCCCCGACCCAACCGACCUCCUUCUCCCAGAUCAUGGAGGAUACGCUGGCCAACCAGCAAACCAACAAGCAGGGCUUCGUCGUGAGCGGCGCACCGUGGGAGCGGAAGGCGCCCAACACGCAAUCGCUCGAGGACUUCCCGGACUUUGGUGGGCUUGGCGGCGGUCCCGGCGGUGCCCCGACACCAGCACCCAAUGCAGACAGCAACUCGCAGACGCCAAUCAACUCCGCCUGGAAUGCCAAGCAUUAAAAGAGCGGCGGCUUAGGCGCCGAACGUUUUUGUUCAUGUUCAACCUCCGCACACCACCACCACCACCUCCACCUAUCCUUCGCCUUCCUACCCGUGCGCUGGAAAAAGGAUUGUGUCAACCUGACCGACCGGACCGACACCACCCGCCCCCUCCCCCCGGCAAAGGAAACGACGAAAUCUUACCCUACUAAAAGCAAUCAUUUAUUACACAGGAAGGAACCUUAUCUUUUAAGUAGUAGAUCAAAACGCUACGGGGGAAGGUCCCCCCCCCCCCCCUCCCCAUUUGCUCUCGGGAACGGUGAAAAUCCUAUGGAACUUAGCGAUUAAUAAUCAUCCCUUCGUGGCGUGAGUGUAUGUGUGUGAGCAUUGUGCUAGUUGCGAUGGUGUGCUGGAAGCUCAAUCGAUCGACUGCCAGGUGAUGUGGAUACGGAAAAAACGAAUGUGUGUGGGUGUGUGUGUGUGUGCAUGUGUAAUAACGAAGCUACGAGCAAACAGUCUGGCUCGUCGGAAGCGAAGGAAAAAAACACACACACACACCGACACGGAUAAGAAAUUGUAUCAUAACUUUCUAAGGACUCCCCCCCUCUAAUUAAUAAAGACAACAAAACCAACAACAAAAUUAAGAGCAAAAAACUUCACACACACACACACACGCGCAUGUUUUGCUCAUCCGGCACAAUGCAAUCCCAUAUGUGAGGAAGAAAGGGGGUGCGCGAUCACAGGAAAGAAGAAAGAUUUAAAUAGUAAUAGGAGCGAAAAAAUGGCGGCGAAAGUAAUUGGUGGUUUUGUUUGUUUGUUUGUUUGUUUUUUUCUGUUUUGCUUUACUGUUACGUCAAUUGUCAAUUUUCCCCUCCACUGACAUCCGCUAGAGAAUUAGUGUAGAUUAAACAUAACGAGUAGUGCUAGUGUGGAAAAGCUCCGUGUUUGCUCCUAUUUGCUACACACCGACCCGCUGUCCGGCAGCGUGGUGCGGCGUUACGGCUUUUGUUAAUCUGUUUUGGCUGAUCGAUCGUGUCGAGAUGCCUGUUUUGCAUGUACUACUACUACCCGCAUUGUCCUCUACUAGCGGAGUGUAACAGUUUGCUACUUUAACCUACCAAUCGGCAUAAUGUUGAAAAAGAAGGACUUGAGAGGAUGACAGUAGUGGUAGUGGUAGCGAUAGUAGAAGGUAAAAAAAAAGAAGGAAACAAAACAUAACGAAAGUGUAACAAAAAGCGUCAUAGGAAAGAGAUAUAUAUACACAACACAUUAUAUAUAUAUAUAUAUAUACAAUAUAUAUAUAAAUAUUUUGAUAAUCCAAUAUUAUUUUCACUAUCGGAUAAAGACACACACGGCCGGCCUGUCUCUGCGUGCGUGUGCGUGUGUGUGUGUGUGUUUGUGCAUCUUCCCGUGGGUUUUGGCCAAACGCAUGUACACACCUGUUGUGUUGUAACAGGGUGAAGAGAAAAACACAAAUUCAGUGCUAAAGGACACCAAAACCUAACCAGAAAAAACAAGGAAACUCGAAAAAAACAGGAAACAAAAUGGUGGUAAUGUGUAAAACGGAAGAAGAAGAGAAGAGAAAAAAGAGCAUUCAUACAAACAGAAAAACACAGACACACAGAGAGAAAACAAUAAUAACUGAGUAAACUAAGGGAACUACUAAGCAGUGGAUGGCGAAGCGAAUACAACAAAAAGUGGUGCGGCUCAGCUGGCUCAAAACAAGCAAACAAACAACAACAAAAAAAAAAACGGUCGACGGAUUGAGUAAAACAAAAACAACGCUGCAAUUAUGUAAAAGAAGCGCCCCGAAAAGAGAACUAAUUAUACAAAACUAUAUAUAUAUAUACAUACUGAACCCUAUAGAGAUAAAAGAGAGAGAGAGAGAGAGAGAGAGAGAGCGAGCGAGCGAAACCCAACACUAGUAGAGAAGGUUUUGGUAAUGGUCGGUAAAACAAAUAAUGUAUAGUGAAGAAAGGGGUGCAAAAACAAAACUAAAUUGCUCGAAAAAGCUGCAAUACAUAGAGAGAGCGCGAGAUGGAAGCAAAAGUAAAGUUUAUUUAACAAACAGGCCUCCCCCGUCUCAAUCAAGCCUACAAAAGCGCUCUACACAACCACAUACGCGUCGGUGGUAAGCCGGUUCGCUUAAAGCAAAACGACACACAACGCACCCUCGCGGUUCAGCACGGAACUGUACAAAGCUUCCGCAGCUUUACGGUAGAGGACGCUCGUACUAAGGUCGUGUCGCCUGUACUAAGAUGGUUUACCAGGGGGUGGGAAAAACAAACAGCGGUGGACAGCGCUCUACAGUAGCUUCCUUUUUUACAAUUAACACAAGAAGAGCAGGUUAAACACCGCAGCAAAUCACCAAACGAGUGAAUGCAAACAACAGUUUUCCCAGCAAGAAGGAGACACCCCUCGUCUCGCUAUCGAUCGUUGACAGACAUAAUAAUAAUGAGAUGAGUUGGGGUUGCAAUUAGUGAGCUCUGACUCUGACAAGCGGUAUAUAGAGAGAGACAGAGGGACAGAAAAUGUUUGCGAAAAGUGAGGAAAAUCCCCGUGAAGAAAAAAAAAAAACAACGGCGAGUGAAAGUGGAGAAGAACCAGCAAUUGUGAGAUGAGAUGGUGUGGCGUGCUUGUUUGUGGUGCGCGGCCCGGGGAAGCUAAUACCUAAUUUGUGGUAUAAUAAAACUUAUUACAUUUUCUGUAA